Hevea brasiliensis (rubber tree) is the source of this 989-nucleotide messenger RNA. RefSeq lists its product as uncharacterized. Lineage: Eukaryota; Viridiplantae; Streptophyta; Magnoliopsida; Malpighiales; Euphorbiaceae. The transcript has a single exon. The coding region runs from base 16 to 969 and encodes 317 amino acids. The record is from RefSeq and is a predicted model, not a curated record.
UUCUCUUGGUAGUCUAUGUGGAUGACAUUGUCAUCACUGGGAGUGACUCUGCAGGUAUUUCAUCUCUUAAAACCUUCCUCCAAACUCGUUUGGACCAAAGACUUGGGAUUGUUAAAGUAUUUCUUGGGUAUCGAAGUUAUGAGAAGUAAGAAGGGUAUUUUCUUGUCUCAAAGAAAAUAUGUCCUCGAUCUAUUGACAGAGACAGGAAAAUUAGGUGCUAAACCUUGUAGCGCACCAAUGACUCCAACUUUACAACUGUUAGCAGGGGAUAGUGAAUUGUUUGAAGAUCCAGAGAGAUACAGGAGAUUGGUAGGAAAAUUGAACUACCUUACAGUCACUCGUCCUGACAUUGCUUAUGCCGUUAGUGUGGUAAGUCAAUUUAUGUCUUCCCCAACUGUUGCUCAUUGGGAAGCCUUGAAACAAAUCUUAUGUUAUCUGAAGGGCGCUCCAGGAAGAGGUUUGCUAUAUGGUAAUCAUGGGCAUUUGAAUAUUGAAUGUUUUUCAGAUGCCGACUGGGCUGGAUCUAAGGUUGACAGAAGGUCAACUACUGGAUAUUGCGUUUUUAUUGGAGGAAAUUUAGUGUCUUGGAGAAGCAAGAAACAGAGUGUAGUUUCUCGAUCUAGUGCUGAAUCCGAAUACAGAGCCAUGGCACAAUCAGUAUGUGAGGUAAUGUGGAUACUUCAAUUACUAGAUGAGACAGGUUUUAAGACCUCCCUGCCUGCGAAAUUGUGGUGUGAUAAUCAAGCUGCUCUUCAUAUUGCUUCUAAUCCGGUGUUUCAUGAGCGGACCAAACAUAUUGAGAUUGAUUGUCAUUUUAUUCGUGAAAAGAUUCAACAACAGAUCAUCUCAACAGGACACAUCAAAACUGGAGAGCAGUUAGGAGAUAUUUUCACAAAAGCUCUAAAUGGAGCUAGGAUUGACUACAUUUGUAAUAAGUUGGGCAUGAUUAACAUCUAUGCUCCAACUUGAGGGGGAGUGUUAUGGAAAGU